Molecule: messenger RNA, 3387 nt
Organism: Dothidotthia symphoricarpi CBS 119687
Lineage: Eukaryota; Fungi; Ascomycota; Dothideomycetes; Pleosporales; Dothidotthiaceae
Product: catalytic subunit DNA polymeras-like protein delta
Exons: 4
Coding region: 1-3387 (1128 amino acids)
Biological process (GO): base-excision repair, gap-filling; nucleotide-excision repair, DNA gap filling; DNA-templated DNA replication
Cellular component (GO): delta DNA polymerase complex
Molecular function (GO): nucleotide binding; DNA binding; 3'-5'-DNA exonuclease activity
Source: RefSeq, a predicted model, not a curated record
AUGCCAGCUGCUGUCGCUAAAACACCAGCAAAGCGAGUCCUCACCGAAGCCUCGACUGGCCGGGCAAAUGUACUGGCUUCCCCCCGCUCAUCGAAGAAGAUCAAAUUCGAGAAUGGCACCAGCAAGCGAGGGCCGCCAGUGAAGAUGGCUCACAGCUCAUUCAACUCGAGCCAGGUGGCACCGAGCCAGUUCGAACAGACACUGGAGAAAAUGACGCAGGACAUGGGGGCGCUAAAGGAGAACAACGCAGAAAGGGACCAGCAAUGGAAGCGGCCAUCACUGCCGGAGGACUUCAGCGAGAUGACACACAAAGUCGUCUUUCAGCAGAUCGAGGCUGAGGAGGGCGUGCUGAAUGGAGGUAGAACAACAGUCAAGCUGUUUGGGGUGACAGAGAACGGCCACUCCGUCCUCCUUCACGUCACCGGCUUCCUUCACUACUUUUACGUUGCUGCGCCCAUAAACUUCCAGAAGGAGGAUUGCGCGCCCUACAGACUAUACCUCGAGAAUGAAUGUCAGAAGCAGUUUAGCCAGUAUUCGCCCGUAAUAGACUCGGUGCAGAUGACCAUGAGGGAGAAUAUACUGCGUUUCCAAGGAAAUCAGAAGAGCCCAUACCUGAAGAUUACGGUCAGCGACCCCAAGCUCAUCAACAGAGUGCGGAUGUUGGUCCAGAAAGGAAACGCCAACUGGCAACAGCGCUGGCCAGCCAGUGCAGACGGGAUCCUGACAUUUGACAAUAUUGCCUACGUGCUAAGGUUCAUGAUCGAUACUAAGAUUGCUGGCAUGUCGUGGGUUGAAGCACCCGCUGGCAAGUAUAGGAUUAUCGAUUCUCGCGAUCGACAUUCGAACUGCCAAAUCGAAGCCCAAAUCCAAUACUCCGACCUGGUCGCUCACCCUUCAGAUGGAGAAUACUCAAAGAUUGCACCGCUCCGCAUUCUUUCUUUCGAUAUCGAAUGCGCUGGUCGCAAGGGUAUCUUUCCCGAAGCACAUGUGGAUCCCGUCAUUCAGAUUGCAAACGUGGUCACCAGGUUUGGCGAAGAGAAACCUUUUGUAAGGAACGUCUUUUGCAUGGACACAGUUAGUCCGAUUGUUGCGACGCAAGUCUUUUCUUUUCAGGACGAGGGAGAGAUGCUUAUGAAGUGGCGCGACUUCGUUGAAGAAGUAGACCCCGAUGUCAUCAUUGGCUACAACAUCUCCAACUUCGACUUUCCAUACUUACUAGAUAGAGCGAGACAUCUCAAACUGCAGAAGUUUCCUUACUGGUCGCGUCUCCAAACAACACAGUCGAAAGUAGCUGUUUCAACUUUUUCUAGCAAGCAGAUGGGAAGCCGAGAUAUGAAGACCACCAACACCAACGGACGUCUUCAACUAGAUUUGCUGCUGCUCAUUCAGCGCGACCAUCAGCUUCGAAGCUAUACUCUCAACUCCGUCUGUGCGCACUUUCUAAAAGAACAGAAAGAAGACGUACAUCACAGCAUGAUUACCGAACUAUACAAUGGUGACGCCAAUUCGCGACGACGAUUGGCAGUGUAUUGUCUCAAGGAUGCGUACCUGCCGCAGCGACUUUUAGACAAGCUUAUGUGUCUGGUCAACUACACGGAGUUGGCUAGAGUGACAGGUGUGCCUUUCAACUAUCUUCUUGCACGAGGGCAACAAAUCAGGUUUAUCAGCCAGUUGUUUCGAAAAGCUCUCGAUCACCAACUUAUCUGUCCUGACCUUCCGAACCAAGGAGAUAGCGGGGAUAUGUACGAAGGCGCAACAGUCAUUGAACCGAAGCGUGGUUACUACAAGCAACCGGUCGCAACUCUCGAUUUUGCCUCCCUGUAUCCCAGUAUCAUGCAAGCGCACAACCUUUGCUAUACGACCUGGCUCGACAGACAAACAGUGGAGAAACUCAAGAUGAAGAAAGAUGAGGACUAUAUCGUAACACCGAACGGCGACAUGUUCUGCACUGUCAAAACGCGAAAGGGACUUUUAUCUGAGAUCUUGGAAGAAGUGUUGAGUGCACGUAAGAAGGCGAAGAGAGAGCUGGCCACUGAGACAGAUCCAUUCAAAAAGGCUGUGCUCAAUGGUCGUCAGCUGGCUUUGAAGGUCACUGCAAACUCCGUCUAUGGUCUCACGGGUGCGACUAACGGAAAGCUACCCUGUGUUGCGAUCGCUAGUAGUACCACCAGCUUCGGUCGCCAGAUGAUUGAGAAGACGAAGGCAGAAGUCGAGGCGAAAUACAACAUUGCGAACGGAUACAGUCACGACGCAGAAGUCAUCUACGGUGACACGGACUCGGUAAUGGUAAAAUUCGGCACAUCUGACCUUGCCGAGUCCAUGAAACUUGGACAAGAAGCCGCAGACUACGUCUCCUCGAAGUUUAUCAAGCCUAUCAAACUAGAGUUUGAGAAAGUCUACUUUCCUUACCUACUCAUCAACAAGAAGCGUUAUGCUGGUCUCUACUGGACAAAUCCCGACAAUUGGGAUAAGAUGGACACUAAGGGUAUUGAGACUGUGCGUCGAGACAAUUGUCGUCUAGUGCAAACAGUCAUUGAAACCUCACUCCGCAUGUUACUGAUCGACCAAGAUCCAGAUGGUGCGCAAGAAUUUGUCAAGGACACCAUCUCCGACCUCCUGCAGAACAAGGUUGACAUGUCCAACCUUGUCAUCACCAAGGCACUCACCAAGACGCUCGCUCCAGAAGACGCCAACGAUGGCAAGGAAAACAAGGAUAUCAAGGAAAACAAGAGCAGUUACACGAACAAACAAGCACACGUUGAGCUUGCUGAACGUAUGAGGAAGCGCGACGCCGGUUCUGCCCCUGCUUUAGGUGAUCGUGUCGCAUAUGUCAUGGUUAAAGGUGCAAGCGGCUCCAAAAACUAUGAAAAGUCGGAAGAUCCCAUCUUCGUCUUGGAGAACAACCUCCCUAUCGACACAAGAUAUUAUCUUGACAAUCAGCUUGCGAAGCCACUUGGCAGAAUUUUCGAGCCUAUUCUUGGCGAAAAGAAAGCCAAUUCGCUUCUUACAGGCGAGCACACACGCACAAUCUCCGUCGCCGUGCCUACCAUGGGUGGCCUCAUGAAGUUCGCCAAGAAGACGCAAACGUGCAUGGGCUGCAAGAAGCCACUGACUGCUACGCACGAGAGGGAGGGCGCGGUCUGCGAGAGCUGUCGCCCUCGAAUUGGCGAGCUGUACCAGAAAACGCUGAGCAAGGUCAGUGAAUUGGAAGUACGAUUUUCGCGCCUCUGGACGCAAUGUCAGCGCUGUCAAGGGAGUAUUCACUGUGAAGUUAUUUGUUCGUCGCGAGAUUGCCCUAUCUUCUACAUGCGCAUGAAGGCGCGGAAGGAUGUCGAGGACGGAGGCAAAGAGCUGGUGCGAUUUGACAAGGAUGCUGCGCUUUGGUAG